Moesziomyces aphidis is the source of this 447-nucleotide messenger RNA. The record is from the annotation of a GenBank genome assembly. NCBI's taxonomy places the organism in Eukaryota, Fungi, Basidiomycota, Ustilaginomycetes, Ustilaginales, Ustilaginaceae.
AUGGUGGUGGGAUGGGACACGGCGGGACAGGAGCGCUUCCGCACCAUCACAUCGUCCUACUACCGCGGCGCACACGGCAUCAUCGUCGUCUACGACGUGACGGACAACGACACCUUCAGCAACGUCAAGCAGUGGCUCCAGGAGAUCGACCGUUACGCCUGCGAGGGCGUCAACAAGCUGCUCGUCGGCAACAAGUCGGAUCUGACCAACAAAAAGGUCGUCGAGUACGCCACCGCCAAGGAGUUUGCCGACCAGCUCCAGAUCCCCUUCCUCGAGACCUCGGCCAAGUCGGCCACCAACGUCGAGCAGGCCUUCUUGACCAUGGCAAAGCAGAUCAAGGACCGCAUGGGCAACUCCACCGUCAACAACCAGACCGGCGCAAAGUCCACGCUCAAGGUCGGCCAGGGCCAGAACGUCUCGCAGCAGUCCAACGGCGGAUGCUGCUAG